Molecule: messenger RNA, 588 nt
Organism: Ogataea philodendri
Lineage: Eukaryota; Fungi; Ascomycota; Pichiomycetes; Pichiales; Pichiaceae
Exons: 2
Coding region: 1-588 (195 amino acids)
Source: RefSeq, a predicted model, not a curated record
AUGGUUGAAGUAUCUGACGAACCACUCGAUCACGUAGAUGAAACAUUCAACGCACAUGACAAUCAAGGAACCGAAACAAAUGGAUCCAAAAGAGUAAGUAAGGGCUCUUCUCAAAGCUCCCAAUGCUUGGAAUCUUGGCAUACCUCCGUCAGAUUUCGAGAGAUAGUACCAAGUACCAUAAAUUCCGCUGACCGUGACAUGGAUCACGUUUUUCAACACCUCGGUGAUGUAGUAGCCAGCAAAGAAAACAAACACCAGCAGUCCAACCAGCUUGGAGUGGUUCGAGCUACCAGAAGUUUGGUCUCCCCAUUUCAUGUAACUGGCAACCACGGUAGCAGAAAACAAUGCAGAAAAGGCACCCACGACAAUAAAUCCAAUUCCCGUGAUAAUCCACGUACUUGGGUGUUGUUUCAUGACAUCAAUGAUGAUGGUCAUGACGGUCGCACUAAAAGGGAUUCUGCUUCUCAUACACCAAUACGAGAAUGCAGUGAUUGCAGUGAAAACAAGGAAAACAACACCUGCAGAGUAGUAUCCCUUGACCAGAUAGGCAAUGGCAGUACCCAGUCCCAGAAUGACGUUCAAAAUUAA